This is a messenger RNA of Mustela erminea (ermine), 1667 nucleotides long. RefSeq names its product T cell leukemia homeobox 2 (gene TLX2). The transcript is spliced from 2 exons. The record is from RefSeq and is a predicted model, not a curated record. Bases 335 to 1582 code for a protein of 415 amino acids. Lineage: Eukaryota; Metazoa; Chordata; Mammalia; Carnivora; Mustelidae. Gene Ontology annotation, biological process: animal organ development; regulation of transcription by RNA polymerase II. Gene Ontology annotation, cellular component: nucleus. Gene Ontology annotation, molecular function: DNA-binding transcription factor activity, RNA polymerase II-specific; RNA polymerase II cis-regulatory region sequence-specific DNA binding.
GCCAACCCUCUCCACCCCGGACUCGGGCAGAGGCCCUGGCAGCCCAGCGUCCAUCUGCGCCUCAGGGACAGCAAGGCCCUCCUGGGGCCCCCCGCCGGUCGCCCUUCCCCGGGAUGCGAGUCCCUGCGCCGACGCCCGGCAGAGGCCGGCACGGGCGCGGCUACUCCCCGUGCACAGGGAUGAAGCUGUCCCGGGGGCCCCGGAGACCCGCAGCGGCCAGCCCCGCGGGCCCCUGAGGCUGCCGCCCGGAACGCUCGGCUACUGGGUUCCCAGAGUUGCCUGGGGCAACCUCCCCCACCGCCAAAACUCCUGUGGUCCUCCUUGACCCGGACCCAUGGAGCCGGCGGUCCUGGCCUCGCACAACCUCCCGCACCACGAGCCAAUCAGCUUUGGCAUCGAUCAGAUCCUGAGCUGCCCGGAACCCCCCGGGAGCGGCCUAGGCCCCGGUCGCGCCGGCCAGGGCCAUGCGGAGAGUGCACCGUUCUCGGGUGGAUUUCACGCAACCUCAAGCUACGGUCCCGCGGGUUCGCUGGCCCCGCUACCUGGCAGCUCAGGCAUGGGCCCAGGCGGCGUGAUCCGUGUCCCGGCGCAUCGUCCAAUGCCAGUGCCUCCGCCCGCGGGAAGCGCGCCAGCAGUGCCUGGACCCUCGGGCUUGGGCGGAGCCGGGGGCCUAGCCGGACUCACCUUCCCUUGGAUGGACAGCGGCCGCCGCUUUGCCAAGGACCGGCUCACGGGUGAGAUUGCCCGACCCUCCAGCGUCCAGCCCCACAUUGACCCCUUUUCCUCAUCUUUGAUCCUUCUGCUCCGACUCAAGUUCCCCGUACGCUCCCCGCCCGGAUCAUCCCAGGGGAUCCUCCCCCAACAUGUUUCUCUUGGUCCUGAUGCUCAGAAAGGCAAUGGGGAGGGAGCUGCCGUCGAUGUCCGCGCCCUCCUUUGCAGCCCACAGUCCACACUGCGGGUAGGGCAGGGUGAAGUUCCGGGGGCUGUCUCUUCCUCACCCAAGGGGGAGGGCCAUUUCUUCCGAGGCCCUUUCUUGUCUGGAGGCCUUUGCUGGGAUGGCACCCGGCUUCGGACACCUAGAAGGGCCGCCCUGAAAACCCUGCCCUGUUUCUUCUUCCUCCCCGUAGCUGCACUCUCGCCGUUCUCCGGGACGCGGCGCAUAGGUCACCCCUACCAAAACCGGACCCCCCCGAAGCGGAAGAAGCCGCGCACGUCCUUCUCCCGCUCGCAGGUGCUGGAGCUGGAGCGGCGCUUCCUGCGCCAGAAGUACUUGGCCUCGGCGGAGAGGGCAGCGCUGGCUAAGGCCCUGCGCAUGACCGACGCACAGGUCAAGACUUGGUUCCAGAACCGGCGCACCAAGUGGCGGCGCCAGACGGCGGAGGAGCGCGAGGCGGAGCGGCACCGCGCCGGCCGGCUGCUCCUGCACCUACAACAGGAUGCCCUACCGCGGCCUCUGCGGCCGCCGCUGCCCCCGGACCCACUCUGCCUGCACAACUCGUCGCUCUUCGCGCUGCAGAACCUGCAGCCCUGGGCCGAGGACAACAAGGUGGCUUCCGUGUCCGGGCUCGCCUCGGUGGUGUGAGCGACGCCUGCCCGAGCGGCCGAGAGCUCUCUAACGGACGGAGGCGCCGCGCGGAGUGCCCGGCCCAGGACCAUGGAGCGCGCGG